Emericellopsis atlantica is the source of this 12222-nucleotide messenger RNA. RefSeq lists its product as uncharacterized. Bases 1 to 12222 code for a protein of 4073 amino acids. Gene Ontology annotation, biological process: protein polyubiquitination; positive regulation of protein catabolic process; proteasome-mediated ubiquitin-dependent protein catabolic process. Gene Ontology annotation, molecular function: ubiquitin-protein transferase activity. Lineage: Eukaryota; Fungi; Ascomycota; Sordariomycetes; Hypocreales; Bionectriaceae. The record is from RefSeq and is a predicted model, not a curated record. The transcript has 5 exons.
AUGGGCAAGAUCACAAAAGCCAUGACGGCCAAGCACCGAGAGACUCUGUCUCCGUGGCUCAAGGCCUACGUGGACGAAGCCUGCACGACACCAUUGCCCCUUCUGCCUAACAAGCUCGCCGAGUUCCCUUCGAGGUGGUCUUUUGGACGGGGAGAUCUUUACCACUGGAUCCCCCUCCUGAAUAGAUUCGACAGCAUACUCGAGCGGUUCUGCUCUUUAUAUGAGCUAGACAAAGGUCCCCAGACCCGCGAUUUCACAUCCGAACUCAUCACGUCACACAGUGGCGACCCCGAUUUGGGCGGCAAGGAUGAUUGGCAGCAACAUAUGCCAGAGGGUUUCAGGAUGCAGGACGAUGCCGACAAGCUUUUGGUUGAAUCCGUGCUGGGGUUCUCGACUAUGCUGCUCAAGCAAUGUGGCAACCGAAGCGUGUACGCGAGCAGCAGCCAUCUCAACGAUCUUCUUAACUCGUCAUCCUGGGACGUGCUCAUCGCCACUCUUGAGGUUGCCUUUGAGCUGGCCAAACGUUACCAAGCCUCAGUCAGGCGGUUGAGCAAUCCUUCGCGCCAGUGGAACGCUGCUCUUCUCGCAAAUCACUACAAUAUCGAUUUGGACCGCGUACAGCAGCUUGCGGCGCCAUUCGUGAAAAGCAAACUGGUCGGCUUGGGGGAGCCCGUGACGACCUCAACACCCGGCUCAUCUUCGAAAGGCAAAGACAAGGCAUCGGCAGCUGGUACCAGAGGUGCCCACAACGGUGUUCACCAUAAUGAUUUGGUCUCACUUGCCUGCAGCCAGAAUGACCGUUGGACCGGGUGGGGUGAUAUUCAAAUCAAAUACUUUCCCGAAGAACAGCUCGUUCUGCCUCAAGUUCCACCUCAAGUGGAAGCUUCGCAGUCUCCAACACCAGCUACACCCACUCCUCUGCGCCGCACCCAGACAAUGACUACGCACAGUCAGAGUACACCACGCUCCCGACCUGGUCACGCCGAGCAGUCCUCCCCUCUUGGCCCUAGCACGCCCUACAGCCACGAGGAUGCUGCUGGAAGCAGUCAGAAAGUGUUCGAGUUACCGCAUUCGGUGGUCAGCUCGGUCUCAAUACCAGAGCUUCUUUCACGGCUCCCCAGUGAUAUGCCAUCUGCCACCAAGUAUGAAGCCUUCCAUAGGUUGAGGGUGGCAAAGGCCAUCCUUAGCACGCCAGAAACCCGUCAACGCGCUCUAGCUGUUCGUUUCCUUGCUAUCACGAACCUCGCCUACAUUCACAAUGAAGCAAACUUUAUCGAAAAAGUGUUCCGUCAGGAUGGCGAGGAAACGCGUCGUUACCAGCUUAUUUACCAACUCGCCGAACUGAUACGUCCUUCCGCCGAUGGCACAAGUGUUGUGCCGCUGUGGCUCCAGACAAUCUCGAUGGUACUACUUGAGGUGCUCGCGUACUUCAGCACGAAAACCCAGGACGUACUAUCGGCCGUUAACGCCAAUGUUAAUCACGGGGUGCUUCUUUACGUGAUUCGAAAAGCUGCCGCUGGCUUGCGUGAGGACGACGGAACUGAAGCCAUCGGCAAGGUCACAGCUCUUGAUCAGUGGCGCAAAAGCCUGUUCGACAUGGCUAUGUAUCUCUGUGUUCAAUCUCGAUCUCAAGAAAUGGUAUCAUCUGGACUAGUGGAGGUUCUGGUUGAGAUGCUCAAUUUUCGAUCCAAGACUGUCCAGCGGUACUACCCUACCAUCAUCGGGUUCUUGGAAAGUAUCCUCUGGUACCCGGUCAACGCUUUCAACCCUUUUCUCAACAUGAAUGGUCUGGACGCUGUUGCAAGUUUGAUCGUCGACACAGUGCAGCAAGCGCAUGACCAUGUCCGAAGCGGUCAUGGCAUUAGUGACGAGCAUAAGUCAAGUCUGAUUGACUACAGAAUAUCCUACUACCAGCAACAGAGUCUCCGUGCCCUGCUUAGGCUGAUACAUCACGCGAUGACCAAUUCACCAACAAUGGGCGGCAACACUGAUCGCUUGUUGCGUAACCUUGUCGACAAAUCCGACUUGCUUGCGAGCUUGCGCUGUGUGAUUUCGGAGAAGGAAAUGUUCGGUGCAAUUGAUUGGACCUACAGCGUUACCAUCCUUAGCGACUUCAUAAACAACGACCCUACCAGUUUCUCUGUCCUGAUGGAAGCUGGUCUGAUCAAGGCCUUCCUCGCAGCUGUCACAGGCGAUACUGCGGCUGUCGAGGCCACCGCAGCUGCCGUGCAUGUCGAGGCGACGACAGCGCGCGCAGAAGAUGGGGACCCCUCAGAAGAAGCCGUGGAGGAUGAUGAGCCUACGCCAGCAGGCUCGGCGAUUCUCGCUGACAUGGACGAUGACGGGCGACCUCAUCCUCCACCGGAGGACGUACUGAGCAUGGACCGAGGUGCAUUGGCCAAGGGGAUCUUGCCUUACUCCGAUGCUAUCAACGUCGUACCCCAAGUGCUGAACUCAAUCUCGCUCAACAACGCGGGCAUGAAGAUGGUUGUUUCCUCGCAUGCCUUUGAUCAUUUCUUCCAAAUUUUCGAGAACCCCGAUCAUGUAAAGGGGAUGAUGAAAGCCAUGGAUCCUGAUCAAGAUCCCAAUAAGGAGAUCGCGAGCAAUGUGGGGCAAAGCUUUGACGAGCUCGCCCGUCACCACCCGGCAUUAAGGACGUCUAUCACCAACGCUCUCAUUGAUUUGGUCGCCCGCAUUCGAUACUUGGGCUUGAAGAAGGCUCGCACCGAUGGAUGGGGAGCUAAGCUCCGUGUUGUCAGCAGUGAUGGAUCACAUCUUGCGGUUACCAUGGAUGGAGCUCUGCGGAGCGCAUCCAUUGCCGGGGAUCAACCUACGUCGUCAACAUCAAGCGCCCGAGCCGCCGACGCUGAGAUGCCAGAAUCUUCGGAAGCUCCCGAGAAGGAUAACAGUGACACCUCAUCGUCUUCAACUUCCGACGAGACCGUCUACAACUGCUUCACACCCUACGUGCAGGCGCUGUCGACCUUUUUGAAUUCGUGCUUCAGCAAUCACGGUCUCAAGUCCGGGUUCGUUGCGCGAGGAGGGACCGAGCUGCUCCUUGACAUAUGUGAAUCUCCAUGUCAUUCUUCCACAUUUGGCGAAUCGCAGACUUCCCGAGAGCUUGGGCACGUCAUCUCUCGCUUGGUGGAGGUGUCUCCCAUUCGAACGUUGCCGUCGAUCCUCCAUCGCACUCAAAAGGCUGUAGAUGAGCUACAGCCAUUGGUCUCACAGACGGAUGUUGCAGCACCAUACCUGGCACCGUUUUUGAAAGCCGGUACGACUGUCAGUCAGCAGCCAGGAGACCUGUCCGAAGUAGUGCGGGGCGGCAGCAAGAUGGUGCACGCACUGUUGAACGUGCAAAGCCUGAUCAGGCUACUCUCCCAAUGCUUCCACAGCUCGCGAUCCCAUACUCUGACGCUAUAUCCUGUCAACGUGUAUGAUCUCUACCUCCGGCUAAUUCAGUCCAUCGGUACAUUGAUACCUGCGAUUCUGACCGAGGAAGCGGCACAGGCAAACCUGGUGCCGCAAAAGUGGUCAGGCAGGCGCUCACUUGGUGCAAUUGUGCCCGAUGAAACCGUUGAAGAUGCAGAACCAACCCCGAGCGCCGGAGAGUCCCAGGACCAAGCACAAGCCGAUUCGAAUGCCGCGUCAGGUGAUCCAGCUCGCGCUUCGGAUACCACCGACACUGCAAAUAGCUCCAACCCGCGUUACCACAAUUACGAAGUGCUUCACAAACUGCUUCAUCCCUUGCCGCCGACUAUCUAUCCGCUCUUCCAGGCACUGGGAAAGUCAUUGCUUCCACGCCGAGAGCCGACGCCAACACCUGGGAAUGAUGCUUAUACUCGAGUCCGCCAGAUCGAGUUGGCUAAAGCCCUGGCUGAUGCUUUCCUCGACCAUCUCCGAACUUCCGUCGACAAGCCUGAACACUCUUCCAGCGACUUUCACUAUUGGAUCAUCAUGUUCUUGAGUAUUCAAGAGAUGCUCGUCGAAAACGGUGGCCCAGGCAGACAUUCUGAGACAAGAUCAAAUUGCCAGAUUUCUAUGCCUGUCUUCUUCGCCUUCAAGGAACGGGGAGGCUUUGAUGUGUUGAACAGCAUUCUUCGUGUACUCUCGACGUGUGUCCAGAGUUCAAGCACGCCACCUGAGCCACAGGCCAAGAUCAAGGUUGCUGGCCUCGCGUUGAAGAAGAUACUGGAUCUGUACUACAUCCUCGGCAACGGAAAGUACAUCUCCGAAGGCGCCAAUACUUGCAAUCUGCAAAGGCACACAGACAAGAGCGCAACAGUCCCGAAUAUCUUUGAACAAUUCACUGUAGAGGUUCGCGCCGCCAUGCUACCGGCUGUCACUCAUCUCUGGACGUCUUCUGUUGUGGAGAAGGUCCCAGAUCAAACAGCGAAGAGACUGAUUGAUGUAUUGAAGCUGAUAUCACGCGGCGAGCAUGAGCCACAAUCUACGCCAACAGAUAAGAUGCCAUUCAUCUUGACGAACUGCAAAGACACUCGCUUCAGAUGGGACAACGUGCGUGCUACUCUUCGGGAUCUCCAGAGGAACGAAGCCUGGGGCGACAUUGCGCAUGAAGCCACAUAUCGAGCCAAUGGGCACAUAGGUCCCGCAAGCGAAUAUUGCACCGGUCACCUUGCUGGUAUCAUUGGUCCAAGAAAUCCUAUCCCGCCCCAGGAUCAAGACGUGCAGGGACCUCAGGAGUCAGUGGCGAACAUGCCCAGCCGAACAUCAUCUCAUGACACGGAUUUGUCCGAUGGCGAUAGAAUGUCUUUGGAUGAUCUGGACAGUGACGAGCAAAGGGACGAGGCCGGAAGCGGCUCUCAACCGUCAAUCCAUCACGCAGUUUCUGCGACUCCCGGGCCAGCUGCAGCACAGGAGACCUCGAACCAGCCAUUUCCCGCUACCAAGGACGGGUUGGACAAGCUUCGAAUUGAGUUCCGGAAGGAUCUUAUUGAGAGGUGUCUCGAUGUCAUUCGCACACACCCAAGCACUGCCAUGGAGGUAGCUGAUCUGAUAAACGCUACCAUCAUGAGACAGGAUGACAAGGAGGAGUUGGAAGAUGUUUGCUCUACGCUGACUUUUGCCCUGUCUUCCCUCGCAAUGGACGACGAAGAAAAGAAGCGUAAUGGUCAGUGCAUAUCCUCGUACGCACACCUUCUGGGGUUGCUCCUCCAGAACAAGGCGUUCUUCCAGAGCAACUUCGAUGUUCUUCGCGACAAGGUCGAAGAGUACGUCGAUCUUCUCAAGGUCCCGUCACCUAACACCGCUGAAAAUCUACCGCCAUGGAUCCCGCACAUUUUACUGGUACUGGAGAUGCUACUGCGUGAGGAUGAGCGGCCCGUGGCAGCUCAAUGGAAACCCCCACAAAGCAUAGAGGACCCCAUAGAGGAGCCUGUUCUCACUCUUCCCACACCUCUGGUUGAGCAGGAUAACCGCGACCAAUUGCUCGAGUCUGUCCUGAACCUUCUACCCCGGGUUGGAAAGGAAGAUGUGCUUGCUACGUCGGUUUUGCGCAUCCUUGUGAUUCUCACGCGCAAGCGAGCGUUGGCUAAGCGCGUCGGCGACAAACGGAACUUGCAACGCCUGUUUCUUAUGGCGAAGCAGCUAGCUGGAUCCGGCUCAGGACGCCUCAGGCAAGACAGGACAACUGCCCACAUCAUGAUGAUCCUGCGCCAUAUUGUCGAGGAUGAGGAAGUGAUCAAGCAGAUCAUGCGUACCGAAAUCCGUGCAGAGUUCUCGCACAUAACCCGUGCUCGUCACAGCCAGGCGGAUGUCCUGGCGUACCUUCGUCACAUGGCUGCACUGGCACCUCGAGCCCCUGACAUCUUUGUCGAAGUGACCAAUGAGCUGGUCCAGUUUGAGCGGUGGUCUCCUGCUACAGGAGAUCGUUCGUCGACCCUGGUGUUGAAGGAGCCCACCGCUUCCAAUCCCGACGCUCCCUCGACGGAGGAAGCUAACGUCAAGCCUUCCACGGAACAGUCAGACAAGGAAAUGUCGGAUGUACCGAAACCCCCUACUGAGCUGAAGCGACCUCUUGUCGAGAACCCGGAUGGCGUUGUUCAUUUCCUACUUAGCGAACUUGUGAACUACCGCGAAGUCGAUGAUAAGGAGCCCACUGCACCCGUCGUCGAAAGUGCGUCGAAACCUGGAGAGGCCGAGUCAACACAACCGAAGGAAGAGCCUCCAGCCGAUGGCGACGCCUCUCCCGCCGCAGCGAAGGACAAGAAACCACUCAAACCCGUCUUCAAGGCUGAAGAGCAUCCUAUCUUUGUGUACCGCUGCUUCCUGCUGAGUUGCCUCACCGAGCUUCUCCACAGCUACACUCGUACGAAAGUGGAAUUCAUCAACUUCAAGCGGAGUGCUCCUCCACUGACUUCCAACACGCCCAUAAAGCCCCGAACCAGCGUGCUCAAUUAUCUCAUCUACGACCUUUUGUGUCAGGGAAAUUUGAAUGGGACAACGGACACCAUCGCCUCUAAAAAGAAGGCUGCUACGUCUGCGCAAACACUGAAGCUGUUGGUGGCCUUGGUCACCAAAACUUCCGAGAAGCCCAUCGACCGUGGCAUUCCCAAGUACGAAUAUGACGACGAGCCUGACUUGCUAUUUGUACGCAAAUUCGUCCUGGAUACAAUCUCCAAGGCCUAUGAGCGAGCGCCAGUCUCCGAUGAUCCCUUGGAAACCCGGUACUCUCGCAUGCAGAGCCUGGCUGAGCUCAUGUACAACAUGAUCACGGAGCGCGAGAGACCCCCUCACCUCAGUCGCCCUGAGCCUUCCAACGGUCGAUCACAGGCUCAGCUUCGCCGUCUCAUGUUCGAGAAGGGAUUCCUUGAUAAGCUCACUUCGUCCAUUGCAGAGGUUAAUGUCAACUUCCCUGGCGUGAAGAGGGCGAUCAAGUACAUUCUGAGAGUCUUGAGGAUCCUCACAGAUACUGCCAAGGACCUCAGCCAUGCCAACUUGCUUCCGGCAAAUCCUGGUGCGGAGGCUGUGGAGGACGAUAUCAUCUCCACGUCGUCCUUGUCAGAUCUAGACGAUGAUCGUGAGGAGACACCUGAUCUUUACCGCAAUUCUUCGCUUGGUAUGUUGGAGCCUGGCGGGGAUGACGACGACGAAUCGGAAGAUGGCGACGAGGACGGCGAGGAUCUGUAUGGGGACGAGUACGAUGAUGAGAUGGACUACGAUGAGGAUGCAAUGUCCGAGGACGACCAAGACAAUGUCAGCGAGGACAGCGAAAUGGGCGAAAUUGAGGGUAUGCCGGGCAAUCCUGAUGUGGUCGAAGUCAUCAUGGACGGCGAUGACGACGAAGACGAUGAAGACGAGGAGGAUGACAGUGAUGAAGAUGACGAGGACGAUGAAGAUGAAGACCUUGACUCCGCCGACAUGGAGGAUGUGGAAGACCGCGUUGAAAUCAUCAAUGAAGACGGCGAACCGAUCGACGACGAUGGUAACACGGACUGGGAAAGCGAUGGCGAAGAUGACGACGAUAUGGACGAGGAAGUUCUUCAGUUCGAGCCCAACGGGCGCGAUGGCCCGGGCAACCACGAGCAUCUCGGCGUGCCAGGCGGGUUAAUCGGCAACAUGGCUAGAGCCCUACUUGAGGGUGAGGAAUACGACCCUGAUAUUAUGGACCCAGCAUUUGACGACGACGACGAUGCUGAAGACCUGGAUGACUUGGAGGAGGAGGAGGAUCAAGACGAGAUGGAGGAAAUGGAGGAUGAGGAAGAUAUGAUGCUGGAGGAGAACAUGCCUUUGAACGACGAUCCAAUGAUGCCUGAAGGACAUUUCCACUGGGAUAUGGCGGAUCGUGACGGUGAGCCUGGCGAGCGUAUGGUUCUGAUCGGUGAGCCUGGGCACAGACAUCGGGCUAUGGCUAGAGGCGAUCCCACCCGAGGAUUUCCUCCAGGCUUCGUGGUUGGUGGCCACGGUGGUCGACAUGGUACGGCAAUUGGAGGUGCUUUCCGCAGCUUCUUUAGUAGGAGGCCACAGCAUGCGCCACCUGCCGCGAGCGCUGCCGAUGAUAGCAUAAACCCCCUACUCCGACGUCAGGAGCCAGCCAGCCAAGACAACCGCCCCCAAACGUCUGGGCACUCGCGUCGUCCUUUGGAGAUCAUGCCUGAAGGCGUCAACAUCGGUGGCGGACGUCGUGGAGUUAACGACCCUAUGGGCAUCCUCGGCGAACUUCUGGAUUUCCUUCCCCAAGGAGGCCGCGACGGACAUCACUUCCACGUGCAGAUUGCUGGGCCAGGUGGUGUUGUUCCGCACGGCCGAAACCGGGAUAUGAUCCAAGAGAAUCUCUUCCGAGAUCUGAUGGGCAUGGGCAGAGGCCACGGACACGAGUCUCGACGCGACACUGGAAGUCAGGAACCGCAUCAAGCUGUCGCAUUCCAGUUGCAAAGUACCAUGGAGCGUUACACGGAAGAGGCUGCUAUGCUUUUCAUGGACAAGGUUGCCCACGAGGCCGCGAAGCUAGCCAACAUUAUCACAGCGAAACUGACACCUGCCGCUGUGGCGCGUGAGCUGAAGCUAAAAGCUGAAGAGGCAAAGAGGGCUGAGAAAGAAGAGGCUGAGCGCCAGGAACGAGAGCGUAAGCUUCGCGAAGAGAAAGAGCAAGCCGACAGAGAAGCCAAAGAAAAGGCUGAAGCUGAAGCACAGGAGGCAGCAGAACGCGCCGCUUCUCAAGCAGCCGCCGUUGCUACCUCAGAGUCCAACACUGCCACCGGAGACAACACCGAGUCCGGGGCGAUGGAAGGCGUGGAAUCCACCUCCACCACAAUCACUGAGGGCGAACCUGCUGCGCAAAGUACAACUGCCUCGGGCGAGACUAGUGCCGGCGUUGAACCCACGAGCGACGCACGCGCUUCCACCCCUGACCAGCAACGGGUAGUGACUGUCUUGAACAACCAAGAGGUCGACGUUACUGACCUGGGGAUUGACCCUGACUACCUGGCAGCUCUCCCGGAAGAGUAUAGGCAAGAAGUCAUCGCUCAGACCAUCUCAGAACGCCGCACUCAGGCACGCGAGCAAGCACCCACUGGCCAAGAUCCCGGCAUCUUCCAGGAGUUUUUGGAUGCCCUGCCCACCUCGCUGCGUCGGGAUAUUGAGGCGCAAGAAGCUCACGACCGACGCCGCCGUCGCAACGAAUCUGGCAGAAACGCUGCUGCAGCUCCAAAUGCCGGCGUCGAGAUUAAUCAAGGCAACCCAGGCGGUGCUGCCCAGCCGGCUGCUGAUGUCUUUGGCGAGAUGGACGCAGCCGACAUCCUCCUCACAUUCCCGGCUGAGCUCCGAGAACAAGUACUCGCUGAGCAGGGCCAUGAGCUCAUAGCACACCUGCCCCCGGAAAUGGCAGCCCAAGCGCGACGACUUCAACAGGACGCGGCGCCUCCACCGCGUGCCCAAGUUACUCAUCGGCGGGCUUUGGGAGCAGGAGGUCUGAGCCCUCCACCGCCCCCAGAGGCCGCCGGAAGCAGGGCCCCUAAGCCGCAGCAGCGCCGCACUGUUGUACAGAUGCUCGACAAGUAUGGCGUCGCGACACUGGUGCGACUCAUGUUCAUUGCACAGCAGGGCUCGAUUCGAAAUCACCUGUUUGGGGUCUUUGCCGACGUGUGUGAGAAUCGCCAAAACCGUCUCGAGGUGGUUAGUACCCUCUUGCAAAUCCUCCAGGAGGGCAGCACCGAUAUGCACGCAGUCGACCGCAGCUUCAGUCAGCUAUCGCUCAAGGCUAGGCGUGCAAAAGAUGAGGACAUCAAGACGCCACGAGGUCUUAAGAGAACAUCGACAUCGAUUCUUCAAGGCACGCAAACCAGCUCAGAGACUUCGCCAUUGUUGAUUGUGCAGCAGUGCUUGGAUCUACUUGUCGAGCUAUGCAGCAAGAACCCCCACGUUCCAUGGCUCUUCCUGACAGAGCACGAGACGGUGGGCUUCACCUUGAAACGUGCGUUGGGUCGAAAGGGUAAGGGGAAGGACAAAGAUUCUAGGGUGCACAAAUUUGCCAUCAACUCACUCCUGACCCUGCUGGAUCGCACGCUGGUCAUGGAUAACGCCGCUGUAAUGGCGCACCUCGCAGAUCUCCUCAACCGUGUCACCAUGCCUCUGCAAGCACUGGAUCGCCGUCGCAGAGAGGCUGAAGAGAAGGCAUCCAAGGCCAAGGAGGACGAGGUCAAGGAGCCGGAGAAGCCAAGCGAGAGCACCUCUGCAGAGCCAUCUGCAGCCCCGGAGACAGCGGCUCAUGACCAGCCUGCCGACGCGGUCGCUACAGAUGCUGCCGCCAAGCAGCCCGACGCCCAGGACCAGGGCGAUCGAUCAAACAAGUCCCGACUGCUACAGCCGCCUCUGAUUCCGGACCAGUAUCUGGUCAUGGUCGUCAAAAUCUUUGUCGCCCGUGAGUGCAGCUCGAAGACAUUCCAGAACACAAUCGCCACAAUCAAGAACCUGUCGACUCUCGAGGGUGCGAAAUCGGUCUUCGGCAACGAGCUUGUGGCCCAGGCAGAGCUCUUGAGCAAAAACAUUGUGUCGGACCUGGAUAACCUCCUGCCUCACAUCGAAAAGGCAAAGACCGGUACAGAAAUCCAAGGCGUCGCCCUCGCCAACUUCUCGCCCGGCAAUUCAGAACAAAACAAGCUGCUUCGUGUCUUGACGGCGCUCGAUCAUCUGUUUGAUGUUAAGAAACGUGGAGAGGGCAGCACUGCCGCCGAUGACCAGAAGAGUGCGCUUCUCUCUUCCCUCUACCACAACACGACAUUCUCUGCCAUGUGGGAGAAGCUUGGCGCCUGUCUUUCAGCUAUUCACCAAAGAGAGAACAUGCUCCACGUCGCCACAAUCUUGCUGCCGCUCAUCGAGUCGCUCAUGGUCGUGUGCAAGAACACUGCAGCCUCCGACACGAAUCUGCGAGAGGCCGAUAAGGACAUGCUCAUGGCGAGCCCGCCUCCCGAGUCGCGGACGGCCAGUCUUUUCUUCACCUUUACAGAGGAACACCGUCGGAUACUGAAUGAGCUUGUUCGGAGCAACCCCAAGCUCAUGUCGGGCACUUUCGCCCUCCUUGUUAAGAACCCCAAGGUGCUCGAGUUUGACAACAAGCGCAACUACUUCAACAGAAGUGUUCACUCACGUACUGGCCAGCCGCAGCAUGGUCGACCUAGCUACCCAACUUUAAACCUACAGGUUCGCCGCAACCAGGUUUUCCACGACUCCUUCAGGUCCUUGUACUUCAAAUCCGGCGACGAAAUGAAGUUUGGAAAGCUUAACAUUCGUUUCCAUGGAGAGGAGGGCGUCGACGCCGGCGGCGUCACCCGUGAGUGGUUCCAGGUCCUAGCUCGCCAAAUGUUCGACCCCAACUACGUACUCUUCAUUCCAGUCUCGUCGGAUCGCACGACUUUCCACCCGAACAAGCUCAGUGGGGUCAACGAGGAGCAUCUCAUGUUCUUCAAGUUCAUCGGUCGUAUCAUCGGAAAGGCAUUGUACGAGGGCAGGGUACUCGAUUGCUUUUUCAGCCGCGCUGUCUACAAGCGCAUCCUGGGCAAGAGCGUAUCCGUCAAGGACAUGGAGUCUUUCGACCCCGACUACUACAAGUCUCUGUGCUGGAUGCUGGAAAACGAUAUCACGGACAUUAUCACCGAAACGUUCUCAGUCGAGGACGAUGAGUUUGGCGUUACCAACGUAGUAGAUCUCAAGCCCGGCGGUCGGGACAUUCCGGUCACAGACGAGAACAAGCAAGAAUAUGUCAAGCUUGUUGUUGAGCACAAGCUUCUGAGCUCGGUCAAGGACCAGAUGGAGCAUUUCCUCAAGGGAUUCCACGAUAUUAUCCCCUCCGAGUUGAUCUCCAUCUUCAACGAGCAAGAGCUUGAGUUGCUGAUCUCUGGUCUGCCGGAUAUCGACAUUGACGAUUGGAAGAGCACCACGGAGUAUCACAAUUACACGCCGUCUUCGCCCCAGAUCCAAUGGUUCUGGCGUGCAGUUCGCUCCUUCGAUAAGGAGGAGCGCGCCAAGCUGCUUCAGUUCGUCACUGGUACCAGCAAAGUACCUCUGAACGGUUUCAGAGAACUGGAGGGCAUGAAUGGCAUACAGCGGUUCAACAUUCACCGAGCCUAUGGCAGCAAUGACCGCUUGCCAACUUCUCACACAUGCUUCAAUCAACUGGACCUUCCCGAAUUCGAGAGCUACGACGCCUUGCGGUCACAGCUGUUCAAAGCUAUAACCCAAGGCAGCGAAUACUUUGGCUUUGCAUAA